AUGAAAUCCACUCUCCUCACCGUCCUGGCAUCCUCUGUCCUGGCCGUCUCUGCGUCCGAGACUUCUACUGGGGCCUCUGCAACCUCGACCUCGUCGUCGUCGUCGGACUCGACUUGUGCAAAGGAAAUCGUACAAGCAUGUCUCGAACGCAUGGAGCCUCAACUGAAGAAAUGCACCCCGAACCGAUGGGACUGUCUCUGUGAACAGACGAAUAAUGUCUUGACAUGCUACAACAACUGCCCCAGCGAUCCUGACCGCGGCACAACAGCCCAACAACUCGAUUCAUACUGCCGCGCCGCAAAAGCCGCCUCCAUGACCGUGUCGACCUCAACAUCCGCAAAGCCCACGAAGACGGAGGGGGCGUCUAAGACGAAUGCGACGGCCAGCGCUGCCGACGCGUCCGCCACGAGUACGGGCGAUAGUAAAUCGGAGGGUGUCGCUGCCGCUGGGGUGGGACUUGGUGGUGGUGCAGUGUUGGCGGCGGUGGUGGGUGUUCUGGGAGUUUUUUAA
Aspergillus affinis is the source of this 510-nucleotide messenger RNA. RefSeq names its product GPI anchored serine-threonine rich protein. Bases 1 to 510 code for a protein of 169 amino acids. The record is from RefSeq and is a predicted model, not a curated record. The transcript has 3 exons. Lineage: Eukaryota; Fungi; Ascomycota; Eurotiomycetes; Eurotiales; Aspergillaceae.